Molecule: messenger RNA, 1296 nt
Organism: Empidonax traillii (willow flycatcher)
Lineage: Eukaryota; Metazoa; Chordata; Aves; Passeriformes; Tyrannidae
Gene: TMEM53
Product: transmembrane protein 53
Exons: 3
Coding region: 254-880 (208 amino acids)
Source: RefSeq, a predicted model, not a curated record
CGGAAGCGGCGGCGGUGGCGGCCAUGGGCGCCCGGCGGCUGGAGGCGGCCGUGGUGGAGCUGCAGCCGGGACCGGGACCGGCACAGGACCGCGAUGCGUUUCAGAGAGCAGCGCAGAGAGAGGGCACGCAGAGCGCCAGCCCGUGGUGAUCCUGCUGGGCUGGGCGGGCUGCCAGGACAAAUACCUGGCCAAGUACAGCGCAAUCUACAGCCAGAAAGGUUGCACUGUCAUCCGCUACACGGCUCCAUGGAGGAUGAUAUUCUUCUCGGAGACCUUUGGCAUCAAAUCGCUGCAGACCCCAGCCAGGCAACUCCUGGAGCUGCUCUUUGACUACAGGGUUGAAGACAGACCGGUCCUUUUCCAUGUUUUCAGCAACGGUGGCGUCAUGCUGUACCGUUACAUCCUCGAGGCGCUCCACACCCACCAGCCGUUCCGGAACCUCAGAGUAGCCGGCACCAUCUUCGACAGCAGCCCCGGCAGAAGAAACCUGAUAGGAGCCCUUCGCGCCCUGGCCAUCGUCUUGGUCUCCAUGAACGUGCUGCUCAAGUAUUUCCUCCUGCUCACCUUUGCCACGGCCGCCGUGGGGCUGAAGGUGCUGCUGUACCCCCUGACGCGCUUCCUGCACGAGAGCCACUACGACGCCCUGCUGAAGGCGCCCUCGCGCUGGCCCGAGCUGUACCUCUACUCCCAGGCCGACGCCAUCAUCAGGGCCAGCGAGGUGAAGUGCAUGGCUGACACCAGGCAGCAGCUCGGGGUCCCCGUGAAGGCCGUGGACUUCUCGGACUCGGCCCACGUCAGCCACAUGCGGGUGUAUCCCACCUACUACAGCAGCCUCUGCACCACCUUCCUGUCCGACUGUGUGGGCGGCUCACCCCCCUAGGCGCCGUAAAGACCCUCAGUGUUUGCUUUGCUCAGCUUGUAAGGGAAAUUGUCACCCCCCUUUGCCUUCGUGUCUUUGAAGGGAGGAAAGCAGAGACUUCUUGUUUGGUUUGGUUCUGCUCUUUUUCCCCCUCACCCCUGCCUGCCAAGUCUGGAAGCCUCCAGCCUGGUCUUUGGACCAGCCACAUUACAGCAGAAAGUAGAUAUGGAUUAAUUUAUAGUACCGAAGGUGAAAUCCUGUCAUGGUUCAUGUUGAUGUACUUUGCCAAGGUGUCACAGACCAGAGUUUCACACUGUUAUUUGUUUCUUCCUGUCUCUUCUUGUUCUCUGCUUUCUGUGUUGUCUCCUUGUCCCUGAUGUCCAAUGUGCAUGUUCUGUGGCUUGUACUGAUUUAACAAUACAGCUCUUUCAUGUCUU